AGCCUGUGUGUGCCAUAGUGCUAGUGGUGUGUGUGCGGUGAGUCAGCCCACAGUGCGCGCAGCGGAGGCCGGCAGCGCUCCAGCCUGCUUCACCCGAACGCACGUAAGCAAAACAAGAUGAACGUCGGCGUGGCCCACAGUGAAGUGAACCCAAACACCCGCGUGAUGAACAGUCGGGGGAUAUGGCUGACAUAUGCGCUCGGCGUAGGAAUGCUUCACAUUGUACUGUUGAGCAUUCCCUUCUUCAGUGUUCCUGUUGUGUGGACCCUCACAAAUGUUAUUCACAAUUUUGGUAUGUACGUGUUCAUGCAUGCAGUGAAAGGCACACCAUUUGAAACUCCAGACCAGGGCAAGGCAAGACUUCUCACACACUGGGAACAGCUGGACUACGGCGUGCAGUUCACAUCAUCUAGAAAAUUCUUUACAAUCUCACCAAUCAUUUUAUAUUUUCUCGCCAGUUUUUACACAAAAUACGACACAGCACAUUUUGUGAUAAACACAGCUUCGCUUUUGAGUGUUCUCAUCCCAAAACUGCCACAACUCCAUGGAGUCAGGAUCUUUGGAAUAAACAAGUAUUAAAGCCCAGUGUUGAGACUCGGAGCCGUUGCCCCGAUAUGGGAGAGGAGAUAACACUUUGUACUUUGUACCGCAGUUGUGCACACUUAGCAGUUUUGUACAGUCUGUGUAAUUGUGAGCCUCUUUGUUUGAUAUAUCUUGAGAAAUUGUUGUAGGGAUAUGUUAGGAGGAGGACAAUUCCACAAGCAUUAAUAACUUAAGAUAUUUAAUGUGUUUUUGUUAGUUGUUUUGUGAUCCUUGUGGAUCUGGGCUGGCCCAGGUUUCAUGGUUAAAGGUUUUUUUUUUUCUUUGUUAAUUAGUUUUUGUUUGUUCAAAUGUUCUCACAACACUGAUACUCUGAGAUAGAUUAAUGCUUUUAGCGUCACUUCACAUUUCUAAAUACAUGCUUAAAUAAUGCCAUGUGUUUUUAAAAUCAGUUGAAAGCCAUGAAACCUUUCUGCUAUUUCUGGAGUUUUGUUGAUGUUUCAUUGCUUCGGAGACAAACGAACUCAAUUUGCAUGAUUUCCUGAAAAAUAUUUAUUCAGUCACAAUAUUAUGUAUAGUUUUGUUUGGUUAAUGUCGUAGGGUUUAUAGGUGACACUGAAAAAAUAUUAACAUUAACAAAACUUUAGAGUUUAUGCUUUUAAGUACUUUCGUGUUCAUUAAGGUCAACAUGAAUCUAAAGAUAGAACUUGUUUACUUUCUAAAUACACGUUACUGGACUCAUUUUGCAGUUAUUAUUUCAAAGAACAUUUCUUUGUCAUGUUUUAACCGCUUCAUCCGCCCCAACGUCAAGUUCUUCCCUACGUUGUUUUAUCUUCUGUUUGAAUCAGAAAUACAUUGCUUUACAAAAAGUUUCAUGUUGACUAUUAACUCCAUUUCAGUAUGUGAUUGUAAAACUUCAGCAUACCGUCAUGUUUCUUUGCUCUCUUCUGUGUCACGGUUAUUGAAGUUCAUAAACUGUAACAUAGACCCAUUAAACUAUUUGAAUCCUUCCAUUUUCUUGUCUUUUGACAUUAUCUGAAGGCUCAACUGUGCCAAUUGUUUUGUCCUUUUGUUUUGGGAAAAGGUAUGAACAUAGUGUGUGUUGUAUUACAUGCUGCAAACAAAUAAAAGUAUUAGAAACCC
This is a messenger RNA of Pimephales promelas (fathead minnow), 1683 nucleotides long. It is a transcript of the gene ormdl1, whose product is annotated as ORMDL sphingolipid biosynthesis regulator 1. NCBI's taxonomy places the organism in Eukaryota, Metazoa, Chordata, Actinopteri, Cypriniformes, Leuciscidae. Gene Ontology annotation, cellular component: endoplasmic reticulum membrane. The record is from RefSeq and is a predicted model, not a curated record.